AUGUGCGUGCGAUCCGGCAAUGAAUGCCAAGCUCGUGAGCCCAUUCUUCCCCGACGGGCACACUACAAGCGUAAGCAGCAGUUUCCAGCUUCGGUCGAUGCUUGCACCAUCAACAAGUGCCAUCUAUACCGUCCUGCGGUUGAAAAAAAUCCUACCCUCGAUGCGCAGGACAUACCUACCAUUACUAGGCAAUGCCCCACGGAGAGUUCGCAGAAGGGUGAUGCUGUUCCAACCGAUCCCCAACGUUUCGGAGCUAAUAGCUCUGCCGUGGGCUUUGCAUCGAGGCUAUUUGGGGACCAAAUUGAUUCUCCCAGUGAUCAAUUUACAAGUAUUCCAGGACAUAUUCCUGAUUCAACGAUAAAUGAAACUGGAUGGACUUUGCAAAGUUUACAACGGCUUCCUCCAUUAGCUGUGCUGACUGUCCUUUUUGAUGCUUAUUUUGAUCAAGUGCAUUGGUUCAUUUUUAUUUUUUACGAAGCUUCGUUUCGCCAGAACUCGUUGGAAAUACUGUCCAGAGUCGCAUGGAACAAAACACAUGUGGGAAAAAUCCAAGUGGCCUUGAUGGUCGCAGCCGUUGGUCUAUACAGUGUCAAAGACGAUGUUAGCUGGCCCGGACAUCAGAUCUUGAGCGCUGCUUCUAUCGACCCUGAAGAUCUUCUCAACAAUUUGAUCAACGAGGCACGGAGCAGCUUUAUAGAUCUUCUUGAUGAGUGUAGUAUUGAAACCGUGCAAGUAUGCAUACUCCUCGGAACGUACUACAUCUACAACGGAUCACCAACCCUUGCUUGGAGCAUUAUAGGACAGGCAGUGAGAACCGCAUACGCCCUGACACUAUACUGUGAUAAUUUGAAUGAAGGUAACAUUGUUGUUACACAAAUUCGACAUCGCCUUUGGGCUCACGUACUCGUUGCCGACACUUUUGCUGCCAUGGUAUACGGUCGACCCUUUUCCCUGGAUCCGGCAUUUUCUCAAUUACUACCGUUACGCGAGCUGGAUGAUACUAAAAUUCCUGUCUCUUUUAGAGAUCACCCAUGCUUCAAUGGCCGUCGAAUGCCAUUGACAAAAUUAUCAUUUGCCAGGCUCAAACACCGCCUUUAUGAUUUGAUACGCCUUGCUCUGAACAAAUUUCGCUUGCUUUUCUCACAAACUACAGUACCUUUGGAAAGUGCAUCCUCGUUGAUCUGCUUUGUCAAGGAAGCCAACUUGUCACUGGAAACCUGGCGUGCGGACCUGCCUCCUCUCUUUGACUGGGAGCUUUGGCCGGAAAACGGUCCUGCUGCGAUGCUACCCAGCGAAAUAACAUUAUCAGAAUCGGGACGAAAAACUCGAAGGCAUCUUAUUCUGCAGGCGAUAACCCUUCAAAUAUCCUACGAUUGCGCGGUGAUUUUCAUCAACCGGCCAAUCCUCGAGUAUCGGUCUCAUAUCGAAUCUCAUCCUGAAUUGUCGUCGUCUUCAUCGCAGGCUGUUGCGCAAUCUUUUCACGCAGCGGCAAAUGCAGCAAUUCGCAUUUCAAAGACCCCAGUGGCUGCUACUGCGAAAGGAUUCAAUGCCUGUUUCCUUCUCAUGAAUUACUUUACGGCUGGUGUGAUUCUUUGCGUCAUUCCUACAAUUAUACCUUAUUCCCCUCUCUCAAAUGAAGCCAAAAAUGCGCUUCUACGAAUUAUACAUUCCAGCCGAGUGCUCAGGAGGUCCAAUAAGAUUGCGAAACACACAGAGGAGCUUCUUUCAACUUUGAUGCGGCUCAGCCUGCAACAGGAGAUGGAAAAUGCACUUCGCCAUGACAAUGGCGUCGUCCAGAGAAAAUCAGCCGCGGAGAUCUCAAUGCCUUCCUAUGGGGCGCAGUCUUGCCAACCUCCCCGGCCGGAAUACUAUCCUGAGCUCAUCUCAUCCAUCUCCCAAAGGCCUGGCACGAGCAACGUUCUGGAAGAUGGAAAAGUAGCUGAGCAAAAUAGCUUUCAAGCUGUGGCAUUGGAAAACCCAUUACCUGGCUACAACGAAGAGAACGAAUCUUUUGACAACCAUCUGGACGAUAUCCUUGGGACUUUUGGUCAAGGUGAGCUAUCCUCACAUGUGACGAUAACUAUUGGCGGCUGA
This is a messenger RNA of Penicillium lagena, 2094 nucleotides long. RefSeq names its product fungal specific transcription factor domain-containing protein. Gene Ontology annotation, molecular function: zinc ion binding; DNA binding. The transcript has a single exon. Gene Ontology annotation, biological process: DNA-templated transcription. Lineage: Eukaryota; Fungi; Ascomycota; Eurotiomycetes; Eurotiales; Aspergillaceae. The coding region runs from base 1 to 2094 and encodes 697 amino acids. The record is from RefSeq and is a predicted model, not a curated record.